Messenger RNA from Drosophila hydei, 1200 nucleotides. Its product is annotated as tubulin polyglutamylase complex subunit 2. Gene Ontology annotation, biological process: protein polyglutamylation. Lineage: Eukaryota; Metazoa; Arthropoda; Insecta; Diptera; Drosophilidae. The transcript is spliced from 5 exons. The coding region runs from base 251 to 1069 and encodes 272 amino acids. The record is from RefSeq and is a predicted model, not a curated record.
AAGUGUGCUUGUUGUCCUUCAAAUUUAUGAUUAAGUAUUUUAGUGUUUAUUGAUAUAUUUCGACCAAAUUUCAUAGCGUCAAUUUACUGGACAUUAAGAGCCACUGUUUGAUUGAUAUAUCUACUUUAAACAAAACAGUAUUUAAUAAACCAUUCAAACACGACUCCGUUGCCAGCGUAACCAGGGCCAGGCAGUCAUUGUUUGCUGUCCCCAAUGUUUAUUUGAAGUACUUUUAUAUAAGAGAAUCGAAAUGAAUAAGAAACUCACAGGCACACAGGAAGAUGCCUUCUACGAGAGUCUAACUCUAGGCCUUAUGAAAACUCUGUCCUAUGUGCCACGCGUCUGCCAUGUGACCUUGGACCGUCGCCAGCCGUUGAAUCCCUGCCAGCUGGUCAACUGGGAGCAAAGGCACUGUGUCUACCUGCCGGAGGAUAUGAAAAAGUUUUACCUAUCCACCGAUGGCUUUGUGCUGCAUUGGAGCUAUCAAUAUGCACCUACCGACGUGCGCCGUGUCGGCUAUAUACACUUUCCGCACCUGCUGCAGGUGACGUUGCUGCGUGAGAACAUCGAGAACACUCCGGUUGCUAGUGGUGGCAACGGAGCGACAGCGACCGCACCAAUGCCCAAGGAUAAGUGGGAUAAUCCCACGCCCAUCAUAACAGCCAAGACCAAAAUAUUCGAAAUUAACAAUAUCAACGAAAUGGCCAAGGUUUGCAUGCUGUAUGAUUCGACCAGCUCGAACAAUCCCAAGUUCUAUUUGCUGGAGCUGAGCACGCUGAGCUGGCAGUUUUUGGCCGAGACGUUCAGCGAGUACUUGCGCAUGGCCAUUGCGCAUUUGGGCUUGCCCUACUGGGAGCUGUGCUUCUCCAGCUUUGGCUUGCCCUCGUGGACGGAGCAGCUGUUCCUGCUGCUAGCGCCACAUCUGCUGGAGAAGCAGGAACUGCGACGCGGACGCAUAAUUUAUCCCGCCUGCGAGCAUCCUUACAACAUACUCGAUCCGAACAUCUUUCGCAGCAAACCGAAGGGCCUGGCCAAGUCCUCGACGAGCAUUGUGAAGUCGCACAAGUGAAGGUCUGGUAGCAAAAAUGGUAACUCUUUAUUAUGUUAACAAAUGCACGAAGAUCGGCUAAGGAUGCAAGACAUGAAAUAGCUGAAUAUGAACACAUGACUUUAUAGUAGAAUGAAGUUUUUUUUAACAGA